AUGGGGGAGCCCGAUUCAUGGGAGGACAUCGCGGGCCAGCAGCAGCCGCCGCCGCCAGGCGGCGCGGGCGGAUAUUACAACGCGCCGCCCGGCGCUGCCGGCGGAGCCCUCAACGUGAACGCGGCGGCGUUCGCUUUUAACCCGACGGCGGGCACGUUCGUGCCUAACUACGGAGGCCAGCCUGCUCCCGGUGGUGCUCCUGGCGCGUACGGCUACAACCAAGGCGGGUACGGUUACAACCCGCAAGCGGCGUACGGUUACAACCAAGGCGGUUAUGUCUCGAAAAUCCUUGGCGGUCCCGCAGUCACCAAAUCCCUCGGCGGACCCUCCGUGCAAAAGGUUCUCGGAGCUCCUGCACCCGCUGCGGCCCCCGCUCCAGCAGCGGCGGAACCUGCUCCGCCCGUCGCAGUCGCUGCUCCGCCCGCGGCGGAGGAGGAGAAGCCCGCGGAAGCGGAAGCGGAAGGGAAAGUGGAGAGCGGAGCGGAAACCCCAGCGGAAAGCGACGGAGCAGUGGACGCGGCAGCAGCGGCGGUGGAAGCGGUGAGCAUCAAGGAGGGCGAAAAGGACGAAGUGCCGCCCGCUGACGAAUCAGCAGCAUCCGCCAAGGCCGAAGCUGCAGCAGCGGCAUCGGCAUCAGCAGCACCAGCAGCAGCAGCGGUGGUGGUGGAGGAGGAGGAGGCGGAGGAGGAGUUUGAGAUCCCGGAGUCGGAGGACAAGCGCCAGCACCUCAACCUCGUCUUCAUCGGCCACGUCGACGCGGGGAAGUCGACGAUCGGAGGGCAGAUCCUGUACCUGGCGAACAUGGUGGAUGAGCGCACCAUCCAGAAAUACGAGCGCGAGGCCAAAGACAAGAACCGCGAGAGCUGGUACAUGGCAUACAUCAUGGACACCAACGAGGAGGAGCGAGCCAAGGGCAAGACAGUGGAGGUCGGGCGGGCGCACUUUGAGACGGAGAAGAAGCGAUACACCAUCCUCGAUGCGCCUGGCCACAAAAACUAUGUGCCAAACAUGAUCAGCGGCGCCUCUCAGGCGGACGUGGGCGUGCUGGUGAUAGCGGCGCGCAAGGGCGAGUUUGAGACGGGCUUUGAGCGUGGAGGGCAGACGCGCGAGCACGCGCAGCUCGCCAAGACGCUCGGCGUGUCGAAGCUGGUGGUGGUGGUGAACAAGAUGGACGACCCGUCCGUGCACUGGAGCCAGGAGCGGUACGACGAGAUAGUCACCAAGCUCACGCCCUUCCUCAAGCAGUGCGGCUACAACACCAAGAAAGACGUGCAGUACCUACCCAUAUCGGGCAUUCAGGGCGCCAACAUGAAGGAUCGGUUGAAGAAGGAGGUGUGCCCGUGGUACGACGGGCCGUGCUUCUUUGAAGUGCUCGAUGCCCUUGCCCCGCCCGACCGCGACCCCAAGGGCCCCGUCAGAAUGCCCAUCAUAGACAAGUACAGAGACAUGGGAACAGUGGUCAUGGGCAAGGUGGAGAGCGGCUGCAUCAAGCGAGGCGACACACUCACCGUCAUGCCCAAUAAGACGGUGGUCAAGGUGGUGACGAUAUACCGCGACAACGACGAGGUGACAUUCGCCCUGCCAGGGGAGAACCUCCGGGUGCGCCUCACAGGCAUCGAGGAGGAGGAGAUCUCCGCCGGCUUCGUGCUCUCCUCCCGCAAGCGCCCCAUUGGAGUGUGCACAGAGUUUGACGCUCAGCUGCAGAUCCUGGAGCUUCUGGAUCACAAGGCGAUCUUCACAGCGGGGUACAAAGCGGUGCUGCAUGUGCACAGCGUGGUGGAGGAGUGUGAGAUCAUCAGCCUGCUGCAGCAGACGGACCUCAAGACCAAGAAGCCCAUGAAGAAGAAACCGCUCUUUGUGAAGAGCGGCGCUAUCGUGGUUGUGCGCAUCCAGGUGAGCGACCCCAUCUGUGUGGAGAAGUUUUCAGACUUCCCUCAGCUCGGCCGCUUCACUUUGCGCGACGAGGGCAAGACGGUGGCGAUAGGCAAGAUCACUCACCUGCGCUCCAGCAGCUCUACCUGA
Molecule: messenger RNA, 2022 nt
Organism: Closterium sp. NIES-65
Lineage: Eukaryota; Viridiplantae; Streptophyta; Zygnematophyceae; Desmidiales; Closteriaceae
Source: the annotation of a GenBank genome assembly